AUGUCGAAAUCUCCAGAGAGGUUGACGCGAUUUGCAAAAGCCCGACAGUCAUUUAGACAGAAGGCACAUACGGUUGGAACACUGGUCGAGAAAAACAUUCGAGCACGAAAAGCACCAAGAUGGGUAGUAGUGCUGAAUAAAAUUUAUCAUGAUUACGGACUUAAACACAUCAUGCUGUUCUCUAUUCUUGUAUUAUAUCAGUUUUUGGGUGCUGGAAUAUUCUAUAUGUGCGAAGCAGAAUUUGACAACGAAAAAGAGAUUAUAUGGAACGAGAAAAUAUUGGAAAAUCGAACUAUAUUUGUUAAUAAUAUUAUUCCUUUAAUGUUUAAUAAUACUGAUUACCUAUUUUUCCUGACACAGGAACAAACCGAACAAGUUACAAACAGACUUUUGAAUGAAAUGAAAAAAUAUGAACGGCAAUUAGAUAUCAAAUACACAGAUCAGAAAAUUCCUUGGGAUUUCUGGCAUUCUAUGCUUUACGCACAGACCAUCUGUACUACAAUUGGUUAUGGACAUCUCUAUCCAUCAACUGUGGCUGGACGAGUAUUCACAAUGAUCUAUGCUAUAUUUGGAAUUCCCCUAGUUCUCUCAAUUUUAGAUGAUUUCGGAAAAGUGUUAACAAGGGGACUUAACUGGCCAUGGUGGCAGGUAAAGCGGGGAUGCCGAAGGAUAUUCAGAUACUGCACAAAACAAACCAUGAACGAGAUCCGGAAAUUAGAUGAAGAAGAUAAGAAAGAGCUUGAUGUGUUCAACCUUCCAAUACCUGUCGCUUUAUUAGUAGUAGUUUGUUGGAUUUUUAUCUGCUCCGCCACUGUUCUGCUUUGGGAAGAUGACUGGGAUUACUUCGUAGCAUUUUAUUUCUUCUUCAUAUCCCUGAGCACAAUUGGACUAGGUGAUAUCACUCCAACGCAACCAAAGUAUCUUUUACUCAUUUUUCUGUUGAUUCUGAUUGGACUUUCUCUUGUUUCUAUGUGUAUUAAUCUGAUUCAGGCUAAGCUUGAAAGAACGUACCAAGCAGGAAGAAGUUGUGACAAGAAAGGAAUGGCAUAUUUGGAAGUCUGCAGAAGAGGAAGCAGCUUAGGUAUUUUCCGUACAUCAUCUUCAGUUCACUCGAUCAGUAGAGAAGCUGUGCAGAAAAUGCUUGCAAAUAAGAGUAAAGGAAACAAAACAUGUCAGACCAUGCUUUCUUUUCCAUCUUCUACCAGUAACAACUCGAGUAUCGUCAGAGCUGUUUCUCAUUCCAGGUAUCGUUUCCUUCCGAGAACACUUUCGAUUGAUGAUGUGAUGCGGAUGGUAGACACUGAAGACGGGGAUAUUCUUAUAUUAGCUGAUCUUGUUCGAGAAGAAUCUGGAUUGAGUAAAUCUUCUCAAUGCACAACUUUCUCAAGUGAUGAUACUGAUUGCAAACUUCAGAUAGUUAUAUCUAAAUCUUUCGAUUCAUCCUUCAACCCGUCUAUCUUGAAACAGCCAACAUCAUCUGAGUCCGAUCAUAACGAUAAUGAAGAUAGUUUCAACGGUAAUCGACUACCUCAUUCAACUGCUUGUAUUCAAAAUCUUCAUGAAAUUGAAGAGCUAGAAGAGAUUGAAGAUAGGAUUGCGUUGGGGCAGCCAAUUGACUUAGCAAGUACAGUUCAGUUUAGAUCUAGGUUGUCGCUCAUACCUGAGCAGUUACCAUCUAUGGUGGAAGAAGUAGAGGAGCCAAGUGACGAAUCACAUCCACUGUCGAAAAGCGAGGAAAACGAAAGAACGAAACGAAGACCCUUACAAAAUAUGAUUAGUUAUUUGUCGAAAAGGAAAGAAGAUCGUGGAAGCUCGAGAACAUUACCGUAA
Auanema sp. JU1783 is the source of this 1830-nucleotide messenger RNA. NCBI's taxonomy places the organism in Eukaryota, Metazoa, Nematoda, Chromadorea, Rhabditida, Rhabditidae. The record is from the annotation of a GenBank genome assembly.